AAUUAUUGGCGCGAAAAAGGUUAAGAUAGGAAAGAGGGAAAUUCGAAAACGGGACAUUCCAAAAUGAACAACGAACGUCCUCCGAUUAGGGUUUUCGGCCAGCGCUCAAUUUCAUCGUCUUUCCUCUCCCGUUCUUCAAAUCCUUUCAAGAGUUCGAACGAUGAUUCGCAAAGCAAAUUGGCGAAGAAGAAUUCGCAGCUGUCGCUCUCAGAUUUUCUCGAUCGGAAACUGCCGGAGACUUCCGUUCCACAGAGGACGGUGAAGGGGAAGUCCACGCCCUUCUCCUCGUUGCAGGGUCCAAGGAAUUCGAAUAAUGCACCUAUUGCAAUUGACUGUGGGACGGAUUCCCAGACCGAAUCGGCUAUUUCAAAGGUGCUUUUUGAACAGUUCAAGCGUUCUGAACCAAGCCAAUGUGAAUAUUUAGUUUCAGGCAGUGCAAGUGAAAGAGAUAUCUUCAAUACUGAUGAUAUAUUAGAAUCGAGAAAAAGAAAGAAAUCAAAUGAAGGCUUUAUUUCUACCACCCCAUGUGAGAGCCAAACGAGGAAGAUGAAUGUGGUAGUUAUAGGAGGCGACCCGAGACCCGAGCAAAAAGGGAUGCAGCCGAUUCCUAUUGCUAGAAACAAAAAGCCAAAACCUCUCUACAAUCACUAUGCAAGUGGCUCCGGCUGGUGGGACAGCAACAUGGAGGGUGUUGAUAGUGAAGAGGUUGGCCUUGGUGAAGUAUGGGAAGGAGUUGGGUCCACCACACUUGGAGGAAUAGAGUGGCAUUGACUCUUUUGGGGGCUUCAUUCUCUUCCCUUUGGAACACUGUAAAUAUUUACUUUCUGUUUGAAUAUUUUUUUCAUGUUUUUUUUUAAAAAAAUCAUGUUGCUGCUAGUUAUUGACCUAUAUUAACAUCCAUCUCCCAAGGCGACGUUUGGGUUGGGGGAAGUGGGAUGAAGAUAGAGGUAGAAAUGGUUGUGAUCUCCUAAGGCGACGUUUGGGUUGAGGGAAGUGGGAUGAGGAUAGAGGUAGAAAUGGAAACACAUCUUUAUACAAUUUUUGAAACUUUAGAUGUGAAGAUAAACUAUUUCCAUGCAUCAUUUAUAUUAAAAGAUGGUACCCAUCUGAGUAACAGAUUGAAUUAUAAAUUUAGUUUAGACAACGUGAAGAUUUCUUCCCUAUGUGAUUGUGGAGUACCAUGAUAAAAGAUUGUUUGAGGAUGGAAUUUUGUAUAAAAAAAUUAGCUUAUAACUAUUUUAUAGAUUUGUGGUGGA
Molecule: messenger RNA, 1256 nt
Organism: Cucumis melo (muskmelon)
Lineage: Eukaryota; Viridiplantae; Streptophyta; Magnoliopsida; Cucurbitales; Cucurbitaceae
Exons: 5
Coding region: 64-771 (235 amino acids)
Source: RefSeq, a predicted model, not a curated record